AUGAUAUCAGAUGAUAUAUAUUGGGUGCCUUAAGGGGUUAAGGCUGAUUGCACUAUAGAUGACUUAAUCCACCCCGAUGCAAAAAAGCUUUCUACUUUCUAAUUUAAUUUUAAUCAAAUAACAGAGAAGGUGGAAGAGAAGAAACAAAAAUUCAUAGAAGAUGAAAUUUUAGAAUCGUUGGGGAUCACGGAAGAAGAUCUGUUAUUAGAAUCAGCACUCCAAACCUAUGAUCAUAAAUUAUAUAUUGAGGAAUUGAUUUAAGAAGCCUUGCUAGAUAAAUAAUAAUAAAUCCAAUUCUAACCAUAAUAAUAAUCCAAUAAUCUCAAUAGUUCAUUCAAAACUUUAUAUGAACGAUAGUACCUAUCUUAUGCGGAUAGCACCUUUAAUUUUGAAGAAGAAAUCAACUUCAAGACUCCAGAUUUGGCAUCAUUAUAAUUGUUAUUAUAACAAUAUUGCAAUGAUAAGGAAGACCUUGAAGAUUUAGAAUCCUAUUUUACUAAUAACCAAUAAAGUAAAAUAAUUCAUAAAUUUACACAAUUAAGAGGGUAGGCAAAGCAGUUGGUUUUUAAUUAUAUAGAUUUAUAAUAGAAGGAUAGUUAAUUUAUAGAGAUUCUAUCUUAAAAGUUAAAGGAGCUCUCUCUUAUCAAUCCUGUUAAGACAGAGCAUUUGCUUGAUUAUUUCAAUAAGGACUAAUUGAGAAAUAUAUUGGACAAGUAAAUACCAAUAGUGAGAUUUAAAAUCCUUUAAAAUUUACAAAAGGAUGAUAAUUUGAUGAUUGAAUAUUUUGAACUAAUAUGUUAAUUGCAUCCUGAUUAAGUUAUAACAGAACUAUCGAAAGGAGGCUAUCCCUAGGAUGAAUGUCUGAAAUUGUGUAGAUUUUAUGGCAAUUUGAAAGGUCUGGCCUAUUUAUUAGAGAGAAGCGGUUCAGUUUUGGAGGCCCUUAAUUUACAAUUUGAUCUAUUUAUUUAAGGGUUAAAGCAAUAAUUGCAGAAGAAUCCAAAAUUAUUGGAGGGAUAGAAGGAGUUAUUUAAUUACAUUGAGGAGAACUUGGAGCCGACUUUGAGUAUUUGCAGAGCGAAUACAAAAAGGAAUGAUGACGAAAGUGAUAACAAUUGGUUUUAGGUUUUAAUAAGGUUGACAAAAUUAAGAUAGGAGUUUUACAAGAUUAGAUUCUAUCCUGUUUUAAGAUGUUUUAAUUCACAUUUCACAAGGUUGCUAGAGGAAGUAUUGGAGAAAACAAAAAUAAAAAGCUUACUUGAAAAUUUAAAUGAGACAAUGAAAUAUUUUGAGUUUCAAGAGCUGAAGUCAACAUUUUCUUAGCUGCUUUCAGGCUAACUUUAUGAAUUGGCCAUUUACGGAUAAUCAACAAUGCUUAUAAAGCAGACAUGUAAUAAAUAUUUAGUAUCUUUGUUUAAAUAAUCAUAAUCUGGAUUGCCAGUUGAUAUUUAUUGUACACAUUGCCAGAAGCUUAUAGAAAUGGUGUCUAAAGUUUAUAUUGAUUGUAAACACUCAUUUCAUAUGGAAUGCUCAACAGAACAACUUUGUAAGGCAUGUAUUAAUAACUUUGGAUCAUUAAUGAAUAAGUUAUUGAUUCUCUACACAAAUAGAAAGAGUACUAGAUUGUAGGUUCCAACAUAAACAGUUGAGUCUAAUUAAUAGAAGGUGGAGGAUACAAAUCACAGAUAGAAUAAAUUAAAUAAACUAAAAGAAUUUGAUUAUUUAAGAUAAAAUAAUAAAGGGUAUUGA
Messenger RNA from Paramecium tetraurelia, 1746 nucleotides. RefSeq lists its product as uncharacterized. The transcript has 4 exons. Gene Ontology annotation, cellular component: HOPS complex; late endosome. NCBI's taxonomy places the organism in Eukaryota, Ciliophora, Oligohymenophorea, Peniculida, Parameciidae. The record is from RefSeq and is a predicted model, not a curated record. Gene Ontology annotation, biological process: endosomal vesicle fusion; protein targeting to vacuole.